Kwoniella shivajii is the source of this 2790-nucleotide messenger RNA. RefSeq lists its product as uncharacterized. Bases 1 to 2790 code for a protein of 929 amino acids. Gene Ontology annotation, molecular function: protein binding. The record is from RefSeq and is a predicted model, not a curated record. The transcript is spliced from 4 exons. Lineage: Eukaryota; Fungi; Basidiomycota; Tremellomycetes; Tremellales; Cryptococcaceae.
AUGCGAUCAUUAACGAUCGCUAUCCCACUACAAAUCCUAUUUACUAUCCUUUUAUUGCUUUCUGUCCAAACAUCCACUUCAGCUUUCACACUGCCUUUCCCUUCUCUUUCCUCAUGGUCUCCUCCCUCAAACAGCUUCGCUAUCUCCCCUAGAGGUCGAGACGGAUCAAGUACGAAUCCUCAAGGAUACAUAUCGUCUUCAAAGAGAUUGGCAGCACCGAAACGAUUUGGGUAUUUCUCAUUUUCGAGACAUCCUAAUUCCCUACCCGACUGGAUUCCCCUCCAAGGUGUUGAAGGUGUUCUGGUACAUCGGGGUAUAGCUUCUUCGAGUGAAGAUAGAGGUCUACCGCCUGAGUCAUCUUCUCAUAAGUCAUCACUCCGAUACAAUGCUGAUUCAGAGGAAAUGCUCGACCACGAAGAAGAACUGGUAGAAAGAGAUGAAGUCAAUGCCAAUAACGAUAAUAAUGCCGAUGAAGAUGAAACGAUAUACGAUUAUGAAGAAUGUGAUAAGCGAGAAGCAUAUGAUGAUCCUACACCGAUAGCUCAAUUAGGUUCAAUACCUGAGCAACAGAUUCAGCAAGCUCGACUAUCGACGAUGAAUGACACCUCUUCAUACAUCUCCGCCCCGUCAAGUAACCUGAGUUCGACGACGAUAGGAGAUAGGACACACAGUGAUAAGAUAUUAUGGAGUGGGAUUGAGUCUUUACAGCCUCUUGAGAAUGGUUUGUUCAUGAAAAGACAUCAUGAUAAAUCAGGAAACUCCGGAAGUGAUGGUUACAACGACAACGAGGAUGAUCAUCCUUCGAGAGGUGGAAGUGGCUAUGGAAAAUACAGUAAGGGUGGUCAUCUUGGAUAUGGUAAUCAAGAUGAGGGUACAGUUUCACAUGGGAAUGGAAAUGGAAAUGGAAAUGGAAAUGGGUGGAUUGAGAACCAUCUCUCUCAUUCAUCAGGAGGCGGAUACACGAAUGGAAAAGGUAGACCUAAUAAACAUGGGAAAGGGCACGAGAAUGGAAGUGCAGGUGGAAAUGAUAGAGGUUUAAAUGGAUAUGAUCAAGAUUGGAAAUCACCUACAAACGAUCAUGGUAAUCAUGGAUAUGGUACCAGCUCCGAUUCAGCUGAUGAUGAUCAAUAUCAUGAUGGUGGUCAAUGGCGUCAUCAUCCUCCUUCAGAUGGUUUGAGAGGUAGUGGCAGUGAUGAAAAUGAUGGUAAUGGAAAAUACGAUGACAAUGAUGAUGAUAGUUAUACUUCGAGAGGAAAAGGUGGAGCUAAAUGGGGACAACAUCGACCUUCUUCAGAUAAUGACGGAUACGCAUCAUCAUAUUCCUCUUCAACGAAUAACGACAAAAACAAGUACGACGAAGAUGAAGAUAAAGAUGAAAAUGACAGCAGCGGAUACACGACACAAUCAUUAUCAUCAUCAUCGAACGGUGAAAACGGUGAAAACGGAAGAGGGAGUUAUGGUGGAGGUGGAGCACAUAGAUUAGCUCAAACGGCAUAUGGUCGACCAUCCAAAUCGGACUGUGCAAGAUUAAUGCAGUUCUAUAGGGGGACUUCGCAAUCCUCUUCUUCAACAACCACAAACAGUGGAUGGAUAAAUUCAAAUGGAUGGGAUGAUGAUGAAGAUCAUGAUUGUUGUAAUUGGUUUGGAGUGACUUGUGAUCAAUCUUCAAGAAGAGUCACCUCUAUAAAUCUUAGAAAUAAUGGAUUGACCGGUGGUUUUAGUAAUUACAUCUUUGCAUUAGAUGCUUUAUUGAAACUUGAUCUGUCUCAAAAUUCACUUAUGAAUCUCCCUGAUCGAUUUGGAUCUUUACCUCAUUUAACACAUCUGAACGUAUCUUCAUCGAGUAUAUCAAACCAUAUACCAUCUUCUAUACUAUUUUCAUCAUCAUUGAUCAAUCUCGAUAUAUCACAUAACAAUCUGACGGGAUAUCCAUCAUUCUCUUCAUCCACCAUGCGUUCUGUUCAACUAUCGAAUAAUCGAUUGGAUGGAUUCAGUAUCGAUUCUGAAAACAUGUCUGAAUUGAGUAAGAUCGAUAUUUCAAAUAACGGUUUGAAAGGUGAUAUACCUGAUUUAAGUAAAAUUGCUGGAUUGAACGUUUUUGACGCUUCGAAUAAUAAUACCGGUCCAUUAUUCGAUUUGACCAGUUUAACCAAUCUGACAAGGUUGGAUGUCCGUUUUAACCAAUUGACAGGAUCAUUCCCAACUCUCCCCUCUUCCCUCCAAUCUCUGUAUCUAUCCUCAAAUCUAUUCGAUGGUCCGAUCCCUUCAUUGCCCGCACCUGAUACAUUAACAAGUUGUUACAUUCUUCCUAAUUCAUUUUCGCCUUGUCCUACUCCACAAGAUUUGAGUGAUCCAGGAAGUAUAGCGAGUAAAUGUCAUUUAUCAUCCUGUAGUAAAGGCAAUAACGUAUUGCCGCAACAAACAACGCCAAAUCCCAUGGUCAAUUCAACAACAACCAAUAGUCAAGUAGGUACAAAAGGAAUUCCAGUACAUCCUUUACCAGGUGAAACACUGGAUAAUCCAUCAUCGCAAUCACAGCUUUCCCCAAUUAAUUCACCAGAUUCGACAAAUCCCAACGGCGUAUCGCAAUCCGGGAAACAGAUUGUUUCAGGAGAUGAAUGGCCAGGAGUGAAGUCUCAACCGUCAUCAACGAUAAAUCCUCAAUCUCAAAGAUUGGGCUCAACAAGGUUUAGUAAUUCUGCUUUAGACACAAUCUCUUCUCCUUCUCCACUCUUUACCUGCUUUAUUAUCUUUUUGAUUACCUCUUGCUUUCUUUUCGGUUUCCCAUAG